Messenger RNA from Drechmeria coniospora, 540 nucleotides. RefSeq lists its product as uncharacterized. Lineage: Eukaryota; Fungi; Ascomycota; Sordariomycetes; Hypocreales; Ophiocordycipitaceae. The record is from RefSeq and is a predicted model, not a curated record. Gene Ontology annotation, cellular component: mitochondrion. Bases 1 to 540 code for a protein of 179 amino acids. The transcript is spliced from 2 exons.
AUGCUUCGCCGCCAGCUCAAUUUGACCGGGCUCCGCCGAGGGCGAGCUCCGCCGUCGGCCCGAACAGUAGCUGCGGGGGUGCGAUGCCAGUCCUCGCAAGCUUCCCAGCAUUCGCGCCUCGAUCGCAUCACCGCCAAGCUCCCCAAACGGCUGCAAAAGUACACCACUCGGCUGCGCAACGCACCCGUUUCUCACGUCGUCUCGUUUCUCAUCUUACACGAACUCACGGCAAUCGUGCCUCUCUUUGCUCUGUUCGCACUGUUUCACUACACUACUUACGUGCCCAUCUCGUACAUGACAGAUCACUUCGGCGGUUACGUACAAAGCAGCAUCGAAAAAUUCGAAAGGUAUUUUCGACGGAAGCGGUGGUUUGGCUUUGAUCAGGAGGAGUCGCGCUCGAACCAGCCAGUCGAUGGCGGACAGAGGUCGCACACGGACAUGGUCAUGGAUAGGUGGAAGCGCGGCGAGGCCAACCUUGCUUCCCAUCCGGAUCAUUGGAAGCGUUUCGGCAACGCCAUGGUUUGCAGGCGUGCUGAUUAG